This is a messenger RNA of Lolium rigidum, 611 nucleotides long. Its product is annotated as H/ACA ribonucleoprotein complex subunit 3-like protein. Gene Ontology annotation, molecular function: box H/ACA snoRNA binding; telomerase RNA binding. The coding region runs from base 193 to 387 and encodes 64 amino acids. Gene Ontology annotation, cellular component: box H/ACA telomerase RNP complex; box H/ACA snoRNP complex. The record is from RefSeq and is a predicted model, not a curated record. NCBI's taxonomy places the organism in Eukaryota, Viridiplantae, Streptophyta, Magnoliopsida, Poales, Poaceae. Gene Ontology annotation, biological process: positive regulation of telomerase RNA localization to Cajal body; ribosome biogenesis; rRNA pseudouridine synthesis. The transcript has 3 exons.
UACCCCGCUUCCCCCGAACCCUAGCCGCCAGAUACCAGUCUCCCUCCUCUUCCGCUCCCCGCCUCCGCGAACCUCCUGGUAACUGCUCUUCUCUUCACCAUUCAAUCCCGCGCCCAUUCUACGAUUGUAAUCGACGGUCUCUCAACUGUUUCGUUCGAUUUCUCAGAGCUAAUUCGCGCGCCUUGGUCCAAGAUGUAUCUCCAGUACUACGUCAACGAGAAGGGUGUCAAGGUGUACACCACCAAGAAGGAAUCCCCUCUCGGUGUGCCGACUCAGUCUGCCCACCCAGCUCGCUUCUCCCCAGAUGACAAGUACGCUCGCCAGCGUUACCUGUUGAAGAAGAGAUUUGGAUUGCUGCCAACCCAACAGCCAGCACAAAAGUACUGAAGCAAUUGGAGGAUGGGUUAUCUAAAGAGACAUUUACUAUGCGGAAUUCCUGUUUCGAGUGUAGAUUAGGCGAUCAGCUAUGUGAACAGAGAAUCAGUACUGCAACUUUCUUAUCUUGCUUGUUGCCGCAAUAACUCUGAAUGUAAUGCUAUGCUAUUGAUCGGUUAUGCUCUUUGUACUAUGCACUCCAUAUGAGACCAAAUCAUCUGGUUCUACCUUGCUCA